Molecule: messenger RNA, 1316 nt
Organism: Verruconis gallopava
Lineage: Eukaryota; Fungi; Ascomycota; Dothideomycetes; Venturiales; Sympoventuriaceae
Exons: 4
Coding region: 56-1165 (369 amino acids)
Biological process (GO): translation
Cellular component (GO): ribosome; cytosolic large ribosomal subunit
Molecular function (GO): structural constituent of ribosome; RNA binding
Source: RefSeq, a predicted model, not a curated record
CAAACCCAGAAGUUGGAGAUAAUUGUAACUAACCUCACAGCACAACACCGCGACGAUGACGAGCCGACCGACCGUCACCAUCAUUGGUGCCGAUGGCGCCCCCAGCAACAAAUCGCACCCUCUUCCAAAUGUCUUCCUCGCGCCAAUUCGGCCGGACAUUGUCCAGAGCGUGCACACCGGUAUGGCGAAGAACAAAAGACAGCCAUAUGCUGUGAGUGAGAAGGCUGGUCAUCAGACUUCUGCUGAAUCCUGGGGUACCGGUCGUGCUGUCGCUCGUAUUCCUCGUGUGUCCGGCGGUGGUACCCACCGUGCCGGUCAAGCUGCCUUUGGUAACAUGUGCAGAGCUGGCCGCAUGUUCGCUCCAACCAAGGUCUGGCGCAAGUGGCACGUUAAGCUAUCUCUGGGCCAAAAGCGUUUCGCCACUGCCUCUGCCAUUGCUGCCUCCGCCAGUGCGCCUCUCCUCCUCGCCCGCGGUCACCGCAUCUCAAGCGUUCCAGAGGUCCCCUUCGUUGUGUCUUCCUCCGCUUUCAACGUUGCAAAGACUAGUGCUGCUAUCAAGCUGUUGUCAGCCAUCGGUGCUGGUCCAGACGUCGAGAAGGUCAAGAAGUCGAGAAAGAUGCGUGCCGGCAAGGGUAAGCUUCGAGGUCGACGAUACCGCCAGCGACGGGGCCCUCUCAUUGUAUACAACCCAGAGACUGACGGAAAGGAUAUUCCUCUGGCUUUCCGCAACAUUCCUGGUGUGGAAACUAGCUCCGUCUUUUCUCUCAAUCUGCUACAGCUUGCACCGGGUGGUCACCUUGGUCGUUUCAUUAUCUGGACUUCCAGUGCAUUCGAGGCCCUUGAUAAGGUCUAUGGUUCAACUAAGGAGGCAUCUGCCCUGAAGAAGGACUUCCUCUUGCCAGCCCCAACCGUCUCGCAACCAGACAUUACUAAGCUGAUCAACUCGUCCGAAAUUCAGUCUGUUCUGCGGCCAGUUAAGGGAAGCGGUGUCAACAAGCGACCAUACACGCAGAAGAAGAACCCGCUUGUCAACAAGCAGGUCAUGCUCCGCCUCAACCCAUAUGCUGCUCAGUACGCGAAGGAGAAGCUCGGUUCGAAGAAGAUUGAUGGCGGAAAGCCUGAGGCUCGCAGCGAGGACUUUGACAAGCUUAUCAAGGAGAACUAGAUGGCGCACUGCUAGUUUCUUUUUCAAUCAUUGGCGUAGGUAGCAUAGGUUGUGGCAUUAACGAUCGACUCAAAAUGGGGUGUCGUGACAGCCCCUGAGCUCUUUUGAGCGUAGUACCAAAUAUGAAUUUUGAAAUAUUUUCAUCUCCUGA